Molecule: messenger RNA, 2225 nt
Organism: Manihot esculenta (cassava)
Lineage: Eukaryota; Viridiplantae; Streptophyta; Magnoliopsida; Malpighiales; Euphorbiaceae
Exons: 13
Coding region: 180-1871 (563 amino acids)
Biological process (GO): cytoplasmic stress granule assembly
Cellular component (GO): cytoplasmic stress granule
Molecular function (GO): RNA binding
Source: RefSeq, a predicted model, not a curated record
GUUCCAAUUCCCUCGUGUCUGUGUUACAGCGCGAAAUAGACACAAGACAUUUGCUGACUUCUCGGAUCUCCCUUUUGAUUCAAUUUUUGGCGAGCGCCAUUAGCCAAACCUUUAGCUUCUGUAGAUAUCUACAAAGCUUUUUAGCAGAGAGUUUAAUUGAAUUGUAGGGAGAGUGAGUCAUGGGCAACAGAAACUGGGCAGAAGCUGAAACAGAGUCUUCUUUAAGUGAAGCCUUGUUGUUUGCUAUCAUGUGUAUAAUUGGACUGCCCGUUGAUGUGCAUGUCAGGGAUGGCUCUGUCUAUUCUGGAAUUUUCUACACUGCCUCUGUUGACAAGGACUUCGGUAUUAUUUUAAAGGAAGCAAAAUUGAUUAGGAAUGGGAAAUGUGAUGGAAAUGUGGGCAAUGGGAGUGUGAUAGAAACGCUUGUAAUCCUUUCAGGUGAUCUCAUUCAAGUUGUAGCCAAGCUGUUUCUACAGGGUGAUCUAUUCCCAGCUGAUGGUGCAGUGGGCAAUGUAGCUAGUGAUAAUGCAGAAAGAGCCAUGUUCAAUGUUCCUUCUGAGAUUAUAGUGAGCGAGGCAAAGGAAGCUAACAAUUUGGCCAUGGAUAAAAAUAAAAUAAACGAGAACAGUAGGAUUUCAACCAAAAAGGGGAGUAGUUCUGCUAAGGCUUUCAUGCCAAAAAAAGCUGGAAACGAGUAUGAAGGAAGGAAAAUUUUACCAGAUCAUGCAGCAACAGCCACAGAAGUUGAACCUGGGAAGAGAGGAAGGAUAAAUAUUUCAGAAAGUGGAGAAGAUUUCAAUUCCACAGUAAAUGGAAGACAGAUUGGAGAUAAUGGGUCACAAGCAGAGCAGGAUCAUAACAAACAGAAGUCUGAACUUCAAAGGGAGAGAAGUGAUAAUGAAGUUCAAAGCUCAAGUUCAAUCUCUGGUUUGUGCCUUUUAGAAGCCAAGGCUGUUGUGGAGCAAACGACGAUGAAGUCGUUACCUAAUGAGGGAUCGUGUGAUCCAAAACUUCCACUUGUUAAACCAGACAGUCAAUGCUUUGGAAGUUCUGCUUCUUCAGGCAGCUCUUCUGUAACUGCUGUUUGUUCAAGUAUUUCAACUGCUUCCAAUGUGUUGGUUGAUGUGGCUGCAGAAUCACAUUCUGGUUUAUUAGCUCCUUCAGCUGAUGUGGUUUCUCCACAAAGUUCAGAAUCCAAUAAAAGCUCUAAGGAGUUCAAGCUCAAUCCAGGGGCAAAAAUCUUCUGUCCAUCUUUUGUGACUCCAAUAUCAGCCACUAUGGCAGCGCCAGCAGUUGCAAGCAUGGUUUAUAUACCAAGCAACUCUCCUGUGGUACCUAUUGCUGCAGCUCAGCCAGAAGUUGGAAUCAGCCCUUUUGUACCACGGCCAUCUGUGCCUGCUAAGUUUGCUCCAUACACUAAUUUGAUGGCUGUAAAUGGUGCCAGUGGUCAUCAAUUUUCACAGCCUAUUACGGGGAACAGAACACAGCCGCUUAGAUAUGCUGCCCAAUAUCAUCCUGUUCAGGCCACACCAACAUAUGUGCCUCCAAAUUCUCAAGCUGCUAUGAUUGGAAGACUUGGGCAGCUUGUCUAUGUGCAGCCAGUUGCUCAUGAUUUAGUUCAGAGUACAGCAACUAUGUCGUCUGUAUCUGCAUGUCCUCUGUUGACAUCACAUCAGGUCCAAUAUCCUAAGCACCAAGGGACGGCAGCAGGCCAGGCCUUGCAACUUUGUGCACCCCCACCUUUUGGAGCUGGUGGGCAGCAACCGUUUGCAAUGCCAAGCCACAUUCCUCUUUUGCAACCUCCUAUCCCUGCUAACCGGCCCGUUCCAGUUCCAGGAUCUAAUGCACUCUUCGGCGCCAAGUUUCCAUGAAUAUAUUCAUUGCUAUUGUGACUUCAAGAUUACUUCUUCAUGAAUGAUAAAAAUUUUGGUCCAUAGUUUUGAAAGAGCGUCCAAUGGAGGUACUUCAUUUUUUGUCCCUCUUAUACGUGGGAUUGCCAAUAUCAGAAGCGUAGUUCCUUUCUUUUUUGCCUUCUUGCUUGGCGGUGGGGAGUGGUGGAAGGUUGAAAAGGGAGAUGUAGUUGAGAACAUAGUCGAGGAGGGUUAAGAUGUACAAUAUGUUGAAACAGACGGAAAUCAUUUGGAAAAUUCUCUUCAUCUUGCCAUCACUAUUUGCGUUGUUGCUGGCAAGAUUGAAUAUAACCUAAUUCACCUCUUUUUAUCUUA